Diaporthe amygdali is the source of this 1485-nucleotide messenger RNA. RefSeq lists its product as uncharacterized. The coding region runs from base 1 to 1485 and encodes 494 amino acids. NCBI's taxonomy places the organism in Eukaryota, Fungi, Ascomycota, Sordariomycetes, Diaporthales, Diaporthaceae. The record is from RefSeq and is a predicted model, not a curated record. The transcript is spliced from 4 exons.
AUGCCCACCCCGGACCCAAUGGCCUCAAUCUCUGGCCCUCCAGCCUAUCCCGAAGGCUUGGCGUCGAGCAAUGAGAACUACUACACCGAGGCGGACAUGAGCGAUUCCAGCUUUGUCACGGCGCCUGAACAAGCGGCCUGUAGUGAGAAUGGUGAAAACGACCACACGAUUGACGGAGUCAAUGAAGAUACAGAGGUUACGAUCGAAUCCCCAACGUCUCGAGCAUUAUUGUCCCUCGGCGAUCACGUUGGACAUCAUGUCGGCUCAAUAGAUCAGUACUAUUCUUUUCCUACCGAGGGAUACGACGGAGACGACGAGCAUGUCGACGAACAAGAAAAUACGGCAGACGAAGAUUUGACUAGAGAUUCUUGCGCCAACCUCACAAUCAGCGACACGGCCAAUGACGACUUCUCUGGCGCGUCCCAGCAUUUGAUGAGUGUCCUGUCCUGGGAAGUGACCCCAUCAGACAUCGAAAUGUUGGAGAACGACAACUUGAAAGACCAGCGGAGAACCCGCAACCCGUGGCGAACUCUCGCACGCUUUCGCACAUCGAAGAAGACCACACGGUGCCGCUCGCACCGGGAAUUCCCAAUCCAGCGUCUUCCAGCCGAAUUAAUUAUAGCCAUCUCGCAGCACUUGCCUAUCGAAUCGACCGCCUGCCUGGCGUUGGCAUGUAAGGUAACCUACUCGGCCCUGGGGACGAGCUCGUUCAAGAUGCCGAAGUCCAACCGAUGGAAAUUUCUCCUCCUCAUCGAACACGAGAAGCAGAAUUCCUUCGCCUGCUUCGCAUGCCUCAAGCUCCAUCGACCUUCUCUCAAGUUGAUUGGGCGCAAGUACCUUGAGGAUCCAGAAUCUUGUCACGAAUACCUUUCUUGGGCUACGUUGGCAAAAAAGUCGACGAAUCGAUAUAUGAAGGCUGCGUCGCAUGUCAUCCCCAGAAUGGUGGACGGAAAUUUGUUGAUUCGACAGGAGAUUUACAUGCAUCCCUUCCACAAAGGCAAGAUUACGCCCUGCGAGGCCUGCACGCCAAAUUCGGAAGGCAUCUGUGGAGGCAAUAUCGAGGGCUGCAGAAAAUGUAGCACGGAUUUCUGCAUUUCGUCCCGUGAUGUCCUUGGGGUCGGGCAUUGCCUGGUACUCUCGUGCUGGAAGGACAUUGGCGGCGUUGGGCCAGGCCAGGCUGCUAAAUGGGACGACUUUGUCGUGCCGAGCCGCAAGCGGUGGAUAGAACCUGAUUGCAUGGAAGACCGUCGACCACAGAGCGAGGUGGGCCAGGUAUACAAGGCUUUUGAGAAUAUCGUCGGUGGCAAAGCUGGAAGUGGUGGAGAAACGAGCCCAUACCGCCCGCAGCCGGACUGGAAGAUGGUUCGUGACCUGACCCGCCGAGUACGCAAGACCUUUGAUUACGACGGCACUACUCACAGCAGGGAGGUGACGGAACUUGAGGAAGAUGACAGUGAUAGUCUGGGAUCCAGUACAGAUUUCUGA